Lethenteron reissneri (Far Eastern brook lamprey) is the source of this 2771-nucleotide messenger RNA. It is a transcript of the gene ECSIT, whose product is annotated as ECSIT signaling integrator. Gene Ontology annotation, biological process: innate immune response; cell surface receptor protein serine/threonine kinase signaling pathway. NCBI's taxonomy places the organism in Eukaryota, Metazoa, Chordata, Hyperoartia, Petromyzontiformes, Petromyzontidae. Gene Ontology annotation, cellular component: mitochondrion. Gene Ontology annotation, molecular function: protein binding. The record is from RefSeq and is a predicted model, not a curated record.
AUAUCGUCAUAUCGUGACAACCCUACUACCCACAACCCCGCGCGGCAACAACAUGGCCGCCCCCAUGCCACCCUGCUAAUCCGCGACUGAGCUGCUCGCGUUGAUGAGGCCGAAUAGGGGUUUACCACGUCGCCAUUGACGAUGAUGAGUUACACACGGGGGCUGUCGUCCCUGCUCGCUGGGGUCUGGACCCGCACCGCUUCAGCCGUGACAGGGCCCGUGGGGGUCCCUUCACGUCACAGCACGGGGCCCCAUGCUGCCACCGUCGUGGUCGUCGCCUGCAGGAGCGUGUUCAUCGGCCGCGCAGCGCUGCAGAAGCACCGGCUCUCCAGGGCGCAGCCCGACACAGACAGCUCGAGCGCCGGCAGCAGAGUCACAAGCGACGACGAAGCUCACCAACGGCUGCAGCAACAGCAAUAUGAGAAGCAGCAGCAGCAGGAGGAGAAGAGUCAGCAGGAGGAAGAGCAGCAGCAGCAGACUCAAAAUCAGCAGCAACAGCAGGAGCAUCAGGAGCUUGCGAUGAAGCAGCAGCAGAAGCAAUAUUAUUGGAGCAAAGAGUCGACAGAGGGCCGCGCUGACACCGAUACCUCCGCUACCUCUCUCGCCAUCUACGAGCACCAUUUUGCUGAGGCGGCCGCGGCGGCCGCGGCGGGGCAUAGCGGCCGCACCAAGGCGGCGUUCACGAGCGUCAUCGAGUCAUUCUGCCGGGACGACCCACGCCGCCGCGGCCACGUGGACUUCGUAUACGCGGCACUGCGGUGCAUGCGCGACUACGGCGUGCACCGCGACAUCGCCGUCUACAACCGCCUGCUCGACAUCAUCCCCAAGGGGGUGUUCGUGCCGCGCAACGUGAUCCAGCGCACGUUCAACCACUACCCGCGCCAGCAGCAGUGCGGCAUCGCCGUGCUCGAGCAGAUGGAGAACUAUGGCCUGAUGCCUGACAAGGAGACGCGGUCGCUGCUCAUCCAGAUCUACGGGCAGCUAAGCCACCCGUACCGCAAGUAUCGCCGCAUCCUCUACUGGUUCCCACGCAUGAAGCACAUGAACCCGUACCCUGUGCCCGUGACGCUGCCCAGCGACCCGGUCACCCUCGCCUCGCUCGCACUCACGCGCAUGGCCGACGACCUUGACGCCAAGGUCACCGUCUACCAGAGUUCGUACAAUGAUGUCACAGAAGACGGCCGUGACGUGACCAAGCCCUACAUUGUCGGCAUCCAGACUCCCGAUCAGCAGGAGUUGUUGUCGCGGCACCGCCCCGAGCGGCCCGUGUACGUGGAGGGGCCGUCGCGCCUGUGGCUGCGUGACACCAACGUCUCCUACUACGUGCUCCGCGGUGACCCCCUCGCACCCCACGAGAAGAACCCCCCCGUCGACCCCGAGCGGAGCCUCUACUACCCCCUGCAGCUUGACCUUGACCUGACCCUCGACCUCGCCGAUGACUUUUCCUUCGAUGUUCAGGAGGUGGAGGAGGGCCCCGUUUUUGCCAUGUGCAUGGUGGGGCGUGGUGACCAGGCCACACUAGGGCACUGGCUCUCGGGCCUGCAGCUCUCCAAUCCUGUGUUGGGCCGCACGCCCAUCAUAUUCCGUCUGGAGAGCACGCCCAGCGACCUCGUGCCGGGCGGUGGGAGCCACGGGGGACGAGGGAACGACAGCGAAGGGGGUCCCGGUGAAGAGCGGACAAAGUGACGCCGAGGGUCGGAGGAGCCUCAUCUCGAGAGCACGGGAGCCGCUACCGAUCGGUCAUGGCCGACGGCACCGUAAAGAGGGAGAACUUCUUAGUGGUUGCUGACGGAGGCAUCCGGCCAAAUCGUGCCACCAGCACCACCACUGCGCUUGCCACGUGGUUGUGUACCACGCACCGGGUCGCCCAGCCCCCAUGACGCCUGCGCGGUGGCGCCGUGCACCAGCCACCACCGCUGCCGCCUCCUGUUGCGAGAUUUGCGAUGCCCCUGGUUGGAAGUGGGUUUUGGAGGUCCCGUGCGGCUGGCGACGUGGGCUCGUGGUGGCACUAACAUACGUGUGGACCUGUAAAGCCACAGAUAAGCCAGCUUGCUAAAGGGGCUGACUACGGUGGAAUGAAAUAAAAUACAAACGAAAAAUAAUGUAAGCUUAUUCUUUGGGUCUUUCGGUAAAGUCACGUAGAUAGGUUCAAAGAAAAGAACAAAAAAUAACAAAAAACUACGACGUUUCGAUCGCAACGCAAGCGUUCGUCAUCAGGAAGAGGGGAAGACAGCUGCUAAAAAACGACACAAGCUCUUCACCGAGGUCUUUCCCACUGCACAACCGAGUCGUGCCGGGGCCGUGCCAAUCCAGCUCGGUACGAAUCAAGAGGCCACUGAGUUGUGUUUCCACCGCAGAAGUCUUGAGUAGUGCCGCCGACGUCACUCACAGAGGGAACAAAGUCGAGGCGCGCGUAGGCGGCGCCGUGACGUUGCGUUUAAGUUGUUCACCGACUUUGCGCCGUCACAAACGAUGAUCACGUCAAUAUGCCCCUGUGGCAUCGGGUGACGUCACUUUUGCGACGAUGAAGAUGCGUUCAUUUAUUCCGUAUUGGUGAUCGGAACGAGAUCCAAAAUUGUCCUUAAAAAUCCGAACAAAACUUGCGUGGGUUAUGUGUUCCUUUCAACAAUUAAGCAGAACCUUGCACAAUAGGACAAUGGGCCAGAUUGUUAUAGGGUUGUAUUUUAGUGAUACAUCAACUCGAAAUAUAUUGUUGGCUCGUGAGUGUAAAAAUAUAAUUUUAAUCUAAAUUAAAAUGUAUUUGAAACCUC